Messenger RNA from Colletotrichum graminicola M1.001, 816 nucleotides. Its product is annotated as alcohol dehydrogenase. The transcript has 2 exons. The record is from RefSeq and is a predicted model, not a curated record. The coding region runs from base 1 to 816 and encodes 271 amino acids. NCBI's taxonomy places the organism in Eukaryota, Fungi, Ascomycota, Sordariomycetes, Glomerellales, Glomerellaceae.
AUGUCAACCCCUCGGCUAACAACACGAGCACCGAUAUUUGAUAGUCUGACGCUCAUCGUCACCACAUCGCCAACACCCUCCGCACCCUCUACUGAGCUUCUAGACGCGGUAUUCCAAUCUAUCCGCCUCUGCUGCGACGACCUGCUGGCAUGUCGCAUCAUCGUCGUCCUUGACACAUUUGAGCGCGUUGGCGAGGUCGCUAGGUUGAAGAAAGGCCAAGUCACGGAAGAAGGAGCGGCGGCGUAUCUCAGAUACAAGGAGAACGUCAAAGAUCUGGUGUUGAGAGUAUAUGGCCAACCCGACAGCAAGGAUGAGUUAACCCAAGAGCAAGGGGAAGCCGAGUAUGGCUACAGUGGCCGAGCGGCAUCCGUCACGACAAACUUUGCAACUUACACGGUGAGCCGGACGAAAGACGGACGGGUUUCCUUCGUGGAGCCGUCGGAGAGGUUGGGGUUCGGGUUAGCUGUGCGGACGGCUCUGAGGAUAACGACAACGCCCUACGUUUGGAUCCAUCAGCACGACUGGACAAUUGUCUACGACAUCCCUGUGGCGCCGAUUCUGGAUGUCAUGGAGACCAACGACAGGGAUGAAGAGGGCCCCGUGAAGUACAUCUGCCUACCAUCGGUCCGGAUGCUGCACGUCCACGCAGCACUAUUUGUCCAGGGUGUUCCCGACAAGAUUGGCGAUACCGAGAGGCGCCUUCAUCGAGGACACGAUCGGACACCGCGCGAGGACGCAGAUGAAGGAGCAGGGUAUGUGGUCUCGAUGGGGCUGUUGGCUGUUCUAUCCCGGUCAAGGAAAGCAGCUAUGCCUUAG